ACUCCUUUUUGUUCAUUACUACGACUACGACUGUCAUUACUUAUUAGCGUGAUGUUAAAGGAAGUAAAAAGUAUUUAACGUCACAGUGAGGGCUCUUAAAAUGCAUAUUCAUCGAUACAUAAGUUAUUUUUGUGCUGUGAUGUCAUCACUUCGUGAUAUGGUUUAAUGAUACAUGUUCCUAGUCGUAUUUUUUAAUUGUAAAUAACCUAAUCGCUGUAAAUAUAUUUUUUUGUAAUAUGGCAAAGACUAAAACAAUCAGCAAAGGCUGCCCAAAAUGUGAACAGCAGGUACCCGUUGCCUGCAAAGCAUGUCCAUGUGGUCAUUCAUUUUUUAAUGCAAGACGCAAUUCUAUUAAGAGUCCUCCAAGUCCUGAUAGUGGAGUAAUGAAAACUAGACGGACUAAUCGAAUUAAACGAGAGAAACCAAAUUAUUAUGAUGCUUUAGAAUAUGAUAAACAAUCAAAGAAAAGUGCUAAAAUAAGAAAAGCAACAGAUGCAGCUAGCGACAUUGACUGCCGACAAUUAAAUAAAAAGAAGAAACGUAAAGUGAAAAGUAAAGGAAAGAGUGGGAGUAAUAAUGGAUUAGGAGAUGAUGAUGACGAAAUGGAAGGAAUCAAUGGUUUGUCAGCAGAGAAACAGCUUACAUGCUCUUUGAUAUUGCAAGAAUUAAAUAACAAAAUGAGAGUGGUAGCUUGGAAGCCGACAUGAUCCCUUUUAUUUAUUAGUGGGUCUCUUGUUAUCACAUUCGCUAGCUUUUUUCUUACUGAUUAACUCCAAUAUAAUUAUUUGAUACAGAUAUUGGAGUACUUUUAUGAUACAAUCUGUUAAUUGCAUUCUAAAGCAUUGAGAUAAUAUUAGAUAAUUUUAUGCAUGGACUAAAUAGAUGAAUUCAUAGAUGCGGAAGACUGUUUUUGGUGGUAAAUCUUAUACACACAUGUUUUACAAUAAAUUCUUCUUAUCUUCGCCUUUUACUAUGAGACCACAGUCUGUCAAGACUUUUGAGCAUUGUUUCAUAUAAGAAAUUAACAUCUAAAUAUUAAAACCAAAAGAGCAAAGGCAAUACACGUGAAAAGAAUAUAACUUUUAUUAAAGAUCACUGUGUUUAAAUUA
Megalopta genalis is the source of this 1109-nucleotide messenger RNA. RefSeq lists its product as uncharacterized. The record is from RefSeq and is a predicted model, not a curated record. NCBI's taxonomy places the organism in Eukaryota, Metazoa, Arthropoda, Insecta, Hymenoptera, Halictidae.